AUGUCCUCCACUCCACGCGGAACGACCCCGGCCACCACCGCCCUAAACGCGCUCGACGACCGGCGCAUCAAGAACAUCCGACCCUUGAUCCCUCCUCAGAUCUUGAUGGAGGAUUACCCACUGGGGUUGAGGGCUGCUGCGACGGUUCUUGAGGGCAGGAAGAGCGGAGAGCAGAUUGUGAAGGGCGAGGAUGACAGGUUGAUUGUCGUCGUCGGACCUUGUUCGAUUCAUGAUGUUCGUGCGGCGCUCGAGUAUGCAAAGUUGCUCAAGGCUUAUGCGGACGAGGCGAGCGACGACCUCUUGAUCGUCAUGCGCGUCUACUUCGAGAAGCCUCGGACGACCGUCGGCUGGAAAGGCCUGAUCAACGACCCGCAACUGAACAACACCUACCAAAUCAACAAAGGCCUGCGCCUCGCACGCGGCCUCUUGCUCGAAAUCGCAAACAUGGGCAUCCCGACCGCCGUCGAGUUGCUCGAUACGAUCUCGCCGCAGUAUGUGGCGGAUUUGGUUUCGUGGGGAGCUAUUGGGGCUAGGACUACCGAGUCGCAGGUUCACCGUGAACUUGCUUCCGGCAUGUCGAUGCCCAUCGGCUUCAAGAACGGCACCGACGGCUCUCUCCAAAUCGCCAUCGACGCGAUCGGCGCCGCGGCCGCCUCUCACUCGUUCCUCUCCGUCACCAAGCAGGGAAUCUCCGCCAUCGUCGAGACGGAAGGGAAUCCCGCUUGCCACGUGAUCCUCCGCGGAUCGAACCAGGGCCCGAACUAUGAGAAGGAGCAUGUGAAGAAGGCGGCGGAGGGAUUGAGGAAGGCUGGGUUGGUGGAUAAGGUCAUGAUUGAUUGCUCGCAUGGUAACUCGAGCAAGAAGUUUGAGAGGCAGGUGAUUGUCGCGGAGGACGUUGCGAAGCAACUCGGAGAGAAGGAGACCGCCGAGCACAUCAUGGGCGUCAUGAUCGAGAGUCACCUCGUUGAGGGGAAGCAGAGUAUUCCAGCGAACGGACCGCAGAACCUCGUCUACGGCCAAUCCGUCACCGACGCCUGCAUCUCCUGGACCACGACCGUCCAAGUUCUCGACACCCUCCGCCAGGGCGUCCGCGCACGCCGCGCGCUCCUCGGCGCCGAAGCAGGACGUAAGGGAAUCGACAACACCGCCUUGGCGACGGCGAGUGAGAGGGCUAGUUCGGUAGAGGGCGUGAGGGACUUCAAUGAUCCGGCGCAGUUCCCGGCUGCUUGA
Rhodotorula toruloides NP11 is the source of this 1230-nucleotide messenger RNA. RefSeq names its product 3-deoxy-7-phosphoheptulonate synthase. Gene Ontology annotation, cellular component: cytoplasm. Bases 1 to 1230 code for a protein of 409 amino acids. The transcript has 11 exons. Gene Ontology annotation, molecular function: 3-deoxy-7-phosphoheptulonate synthase activity. The record is from RefSeq and is a predicted model, not a curated record. Gene Ontology annotation, biological process: aromatic amino acid biosynthetic process. NCBI's taxonomy places the organism in Eukaryota, Fungi, Basidiomycota, Microbotryomycetes, Sporidiobolales, Sporidiobolaceae.